CUGCCAGCUUAGCGUUUUGACAUGAGUCUUGUGCAUAGUGCAGAGCUUCCCGUUUAAUUUAGAUGCAGCUAUUUAUUCAUGUUCACGUGAACAAUUUGAAUUAAUAAAGAUUAUUAGACAGCUGUUAGCUCUGUUUUAUAACCCGUCCUGGCAUUUCUCUGAUACCUGUGGAGGUUGUGGCGAAUAGACUAGAAUAGAAAAGGUAAAAAGUUUUGAGUCACCCCUCUAAAACGUUUAUUGUAAAACCUUUUUAUAUUUAAAAUAGUUUGAAUUCUAUCCAAACCAAAUAUUUUGUCAAAGCUGUUGACAAUAAUACUACACUUGAGGUAGAUAAGGGUCAACUAUAUUAUGAAGGGACCUUUUAAUUAGUGUUUUUUCAUACUAUUUAUUGUGUGUAUGUAUUAUUAUUAUUAUUUUGGCAUUCACUGUUAUUUAGACUACCCUGAAAAUAUUCCAGUAUAAAAGAAAGCUUAUGAUAAUAUGAAAACCUAAAGAUGUGCUUUAUUUUUUGCAGACUCUCAUGGCGAUAAAAUGCUUCCGAAUAGCAGUUUUGUCUCAAAAAUAUAAACUCUGCCCGCGAGGCAAGUCUUCUUGCUGUUUUAUGAGCCAUCGAAGUGCUUCUUAGCACCAAGUUAACACGCGGUGGUUUUAAAUGGCUUUACAUACAUAAAAAAAAAGCUUUAAAGUGUGAUGUGUGCUGUUAUUGGUGCUGAUGUUGAGGGGUUGGGCUCAGCGACUCCACUGUCACAACCCAAAAGCGCACCGAUCCAUCACACAACAUCAGUUUAGGAAGAGCGAGCGGGCAAGGAUGCAGCAAAACCGGACUUCUAACCAGGGGACUGCUUAAAGAGCAGUUUUAUUAUCGUUUUUUUCUUUUGGGUGGACAAUCGCAUCCACGCAUAAUCGUGUUAGGAUAUGCGAGUGUUGCAGAGGAAAGGCGCGCAGCCAGAUGAGCAGAGCUAAGAGGAUUUAAUGCAGCUGGACACGAGCCGCGCUGAGUAAAGAAGAAGAUUAUAUUGUUUUAAUCAAAUGCGAAGAAGUUUUUAUUGCUGCUCACUUUGAGUUUGAACUGUCGAGGAGUGAUGUUUGUCUUGAAGCACUACGAUAACUACGCUGUAAGGAUGCUCGCCGCGCAGAGAUGCACGGGUCCAACUCUACAGUAAAAGGGAAUACUGACAGAAGACCUUGCCACGAGUCGACCUGAUCUUUGCCAAGCCAGAUCUGGACUCUAAAAAACCCCCCCAAAAAACACAUGAAGAUGUGCCAGUGUUACUCUGCCCUGCUUAUGGUCUGUUUACACAUGGUGACAUGUGGAGCAGAGCUCAGAGCAGCUGUGUCUCCUCUUGGUUGGGGAGAGAGCGAUAAGGAGGAAAGUGUCUCUCCUUACGGCUUUCGUUCAGGGAUUCUCAAAUCCCUGCGGCUUUUCUCCCACACGUCCCAAUCUAACAGCCAGAGCCGUGAAACUGCUCCAGGUCCCGGGGCACUGGAUCUGUGGGCCUGGUUAUCCAACCACACUGAUACCGAAGGAACCCUCUCGAGGGCCAAACGUCGCCCCUAUGUGAAAACGGGCAAGUUUAAGAAGAUGUUUGGCUGGGGCGACUUCCAUUCGAACAUCAAAACGGUCAAGCUAAACCUUCUGAUUACUGGGAAGAUCGUUGACCAUGGCAACGGAACCUUUAGCGUCUAUUUCCGCCACAACUCCACCGGCUUGGGCAACGUGUCCGUCAGCCUGGUCCCGCCCUCCAAGGCCGUCGAUUUUGAGAUCACUCAACAGGAGACCAUAGAGGUGCCCAAAGACCAUAAGGCCUUCAAUUGUCGAGUGGAAUAUGAGAAGACGGACCGCAGCAAGAGGACGUCCGUUUGCAGCGACUUCCCGAACAGGGUAUGUUUCCAGGAACAGACCCAAAGCCAUGUGUCUUGGCUUUGCUCCAAGCCCUUCAAGGUCAUCUGCAUCUACAUUGACUUCUUCAGUGCUGACUAUAAGCUAGUACAGAAGGUCUGCCCAGACUACAACUACCACAGUGACACUCCCUAUACCUCUGUGGGAUAGCACAGCCUGGAUUGGAUGUGUCGAUGAGGUGUCAUCUCGAUGUUACAGCCUGUCUAGCCUGUAGUUUCCUUGUUCUUCUGUUCCAUAAAGAACUGGAUGAAUGGAAACAAAGAUCGGAUGAGGAACCACUCUUUUGAUUCUAUCCCACUCGUCCUCUUAGGGCAGUCGAUGACAGGAAUAGUUCACCCAAAAAAGAAAUUUUCCACAGAAAAAAAAUCUGUCAACAAAAUGAGGAGUUAAGGACUUUUUUUUUUUUUUUUUUUUUUUUUGGGUGAAUCCAGGCUUAAGACCUGAUUUCCUGACGGCUGUUUCUUGUGUUUGACAUUUAGAUUGGACAAGACCACAUCUAUGGUUUCCACAGUGACCCCCGACCCUUUCUCAGUGAUUCUUGUGACGUCAUCAGUGUGAAGUUUUAAAUUUUCCUAAAUGAAUUUCCCAAUCAACUUAAGCUGGGAUUCAAGAACAGAACAAAAAAAAAAAAAAAAAAGUAAAACAUCUCGUAUUGCAGCCAUUUGUGAUGCCCUCCUUUUCAUUCCAGCAUAUUUUUGUGUUCACAGAAACAUUGUCAGUAACUAAGAUUAAUGUUAAAGCCAUAAUGUGCUCCUCGGUUCUUCUGAAUUUUGUUUUUUUCGGUUAUUAAAGAAAAGACUAGAUUUAAAUUUC
Molecule: messenger RNA, 2713 nt
Organism: Puntigrus tetrazona (Sumatra barb)
Lineage: Eukaryota; Metazoa; Chordata; Actinopteri; Cypriniformes; Cyprinidae
Gene: nxph2b
Product: neurexophilin 2b
Exons: 3
Coding region: 1253-2050 (265 amino acids)
Molecular function (GO): signaling receptor binding
Source: RefSeq, a predicted model, not a curated record